GUGUGCAUACUAAGUUUGUGUUACAUGGCAGUACUUGAAAAAAUAUUAUAUCUCUGCCGUCGAAAUGGUUCAUAACGUCUAUUCUGCACUUUGAGUAGGCAACAAAUCAUUUUAUUACAAAGCUACUGCUGGAUUUUUUUUAUAUUUUCGAAAUACUUUGUUUCAGCGAGUGGGUUUUUUUUUUUUUUUAAAAUCUAGCCUACCAUUUGUGCUGUAGUUCAGGCUUAUAAAUGCUGCUGACCUACUUUAUGACCAAAAAAUAUGUCAGAAAACUUCUUCGUGACACUGUACUCUUCUGUGCGUGGUGUCGUUGUGACACAGAAGCGUGCUGGUGACAGUCUCAAUGAAUCAGCGGAGUAGCAGACGACGUUUUGAUAACCGGAUGUGACCUUGCUGCGGAGCUCAAGGCCAGCCACAGCGCCCGCCUGUGGUCGCACGUUCCGAGGACACAGACACGACACUAGGCAACUCCUGUCACACAUUGUUGUCAGCUGUGCUGUACGGCAGCUAGAGAUGUCUGCCACGAGUAAAACACCAGUUAGUGCAGAAAAUGCAUAUCCGCCUUUUCAACUCGGCAAACCUCGCUUCGAUCAGGGAACUUUCAAAGGGCGACUGAGGCACUUUUUAGAUGUGAUUGACCCCAGAACUUUGUUUACAUCAAAGGCACAGUUAGAGUAUAGCAUAAAGUUGCUAGAAGAUUAUAAAAAUGGAACUCUUCCACCUGGCAUCACUGACAAGGAAUUAUGGGAAGCACAGAAGAUAAAACAGGCUAUUAUCCAUCCAGAUACAGGAGAGAAAAUAUUCAUGCCCUUCAGAAUGUCAGGAUUUGUCCCUUUUGGAACCCCCAUGGUGGUUGGUAUGCUGCUUCCAAACCCAACUAUGAGACAGAUAAUAAUAUGGCAAUGGCUGAACCAGUCUCACAAUGCUUGUGUUAACUAUGCAAACAGAAAUGCCUCUAGCCCACACCAACUAAAGCGGUUUGUCAUGGGUUAUGUUGGUGCUGUCACCAGUGCAGUAUCCAUAGCAGCGGGUCUUAGUCUUCUUAUACGACGUGCAAGUGCCUUCAGUCACACUACAAAAAUGCUGAUUCAGCGAUUCGUGCCUUUUCCUGCUGUAGCUACGGCCAGCACGUGCAACGUGGUGCUCAUGCGCAACAGCGAACUUGUCGAAGGCAUCGAAGUGUUCGACCGCAAUGGACGGGUCAUAGGCACAUCAAAGGCCGCCGCCAAGAAGGUAAUCCUGAAAACAGCCCUGACUAGAAUGUUCCUGCCAGCACCAAUCCUUAUCAUUCCUCCUGUCGUCAUGAGCUUUCUCGAGAAGACAAAGUUUCUGAAGACAUACCCGCGCAUGCACCUGCCCAUCAACUCCGUGGUGUGCACGUUGGCCUUCGGCUUUGCACUUCCGGUAGCCAUCGCCCUCUUCCCGCAGGUGUCUCAUAUCAAGAGACAAUCGUUGGAGCCCGAGGUGCAGGAGCUGACCUCAGAUGAAGAAGUGUAUUACAACAAGGGUCUGUGAGACGGCGCCUGCUGACGUGGCAGGAAGUGGAUGCGAGGUCACGUGACGUGGUGCGCAUGACUCGACCAGUUACAAAUACGAUAAAUAAUUUUGUUGUGGUGGUGGUGGUUUAACAGCAAAAAUUCAGCACAAAAAUAUGAUCUUCAGAGGUGGUCCCAGUCACUGCGAGGACUCCCACACUUCGUCAUCGUCGUUGCUUUUGUCUUCGCCAUCUGUCAUCAUCGUUAUUAUCGUUUUCAUCAUCGUUAUUAUCACUAUCACCACAGUUUCGAAAAUUGUUUAUCAGCAUUUUUAAUAAAGAUUAAAUUUUUUAGUCUAUAAAAUAUACUUUUUGUAAUUGGUCUUUUAUUUGUCAUUGUUUGGAAGCACUAAACUGCUUCCUUUUCGAAAGCGUUUUUGCUGAAAUGCAGAAAAUGCAGUGUGCCUUUUUAACUGCAGUCACAAAACAGAAAUCAUACACAUGGACCUCACUCAGGUAGUGUGACUGGCACAAGCAGUGUCUCAUUAUCUUUUUGCUAUCCCCUCCUCCUUUUUCGGAGACCUACAAAGUCUGAUGUUGCGGUGAUGUGCUAGUGACCAUUGGUUUGGCUUGGGUCUCUUCGCGAGUUCCUCGGGAUCUCCCCAAAUCAUCCUUUAUUUUCUGUAAUGAAUAAACAGGUGUGAUAAUUAGUUUAUAAAAGAGGUUAAGUUUAUUUUUGUAUACGUUAGAACACAGUUUUGACAUUCCGAGUAGAUGGCGCACGAUUUUUCGAUCACUUGACAUCUCCUUUCUGUCUCUGUAACAAACAGAGAUUGUAAACUGCUGUGUUAUAUGUAACUGAGAUAAUUUACCGUAUGUUAGCAGUAACAAACAGACUUUACUAUUUAUUAUAUGUUAUCUUUAGCAAGCAGAGAUAUUACACUGUUGAAAGUAUGUUUUCUGCAGCAAGCAGAGGAGUCCCACUGUUUACAGUAUGUUAUCUGUUUCUUUAUUAACUUCAGUCCGUGUUUUCAUACAGUUGUUGUCUCAGAAUGUAACUUUGUUGGAUUUUUUUUUUUUUUUUUUGACUCCUCUUACAGUCCGUUUUCUGAGGCUGGUCACGCUGUGAAGUCGUGGAGACGUUUCUCUGUUCGACUCGUAAUCACGUGGUUCGUUUUUUUCAAUCCUGUUACGUCCUGGGGUCAAGAGGUCGUUUCUAGUUUUUGACUCUUAACAAAAGGCAAGCUUUUUCAACCUGCUGGCUAAACAUCCCUUAAAGGCAACAUUUUUUUCACAAGCAUAACAAUGACCUUUAUGGAACGAAGUUCACAAUUUUGGUUUUAAGGUUUCAUUAAAAGCUAAUCGCGGGUUUAAACAAAUUAAAAAUUUGUUUUUGGUGAACGUGGCCUUGUCUCUGGCGACAUCACGUAAUCACGUAAUCGACAUUGACCUUUACAGUAGAAUCCCAGAGACAUAAGUACUGAGUGACCCCAUCCGUUGGAAAAGAUUGCCGUAAGUGAGAUUUACCCACGUGAUAUAUUCUUGUAGUGUUCCUUGGUAUGCCAAGUACAAGAAUACAGCACAAGCGACCCACUGCAGAGAGAUGAAAACACUUAGUAUAUUUUUAUAAUCUGUCUGUUUGCAGUUUACUGACGAAAAGUAGUGAAAGGCUUUGUUUUGUUUUAAUAAAAGUCCUCUUUAAAAAUCGUUUGACUAGGCUAUUACCCCGUUUUGUCUCUUUAAUCAGGGUUAGCCUGUUGGCGGUUUUCUAACGCUCCUGGUGGGCAAACAACAAUUUUUAAGUAGACGAGCAACAGGGUUCCAAAUUUUCUUGCCUUUUUUAUUUUGAUGUUUUUGCAUGUUUGGGGUUUGUUUUGUCGCUUAUAACGAGAGUUGCACAAUCUUACUACAGCUUGCUUUCUUGCAUUAAAGUUUUUUUCUUUCUCUUUUUUAGUUUUUUCCCCUACUCCCUAUUUUCCCGCAAGCUGUAAGUUCAUUAUCUCUACAAAAUACGGUAUUACUGUUCAUGUUUAACAUUUAAAUACAGAUAAGAAAAAUAAACUUAUUUUACACAGUAA
Messenger RNA from Pomacea canaliculata, 3552 nucleotides. RefSeq names its product sideroflexin-5-like. Lineage: Eukaryota; Metazoa; Mollusca; Gastropoda; Architaenioglossa; Ampullariidae. Gene Ontology annotation, molecular function: monoatomic ion transmembrane transporter activity. The record is from RefSeq and is a predicted model, not a curated record. Gene Ontology annotation, cellular component: mitochondrial inner membrane. Gene Ontology annotation, biological process: monoatomic ion transport; mitochondrial transmembrane transport.